This is a messenger RNA of Lethenteron reissneri (Far Eastern brook lamprey), 3334 nucleotides long. Its product is annotated as collagen alpha-1(I) chain-like. NCBI's taxonomy places the organism in Eukaryota, Metazoa, Chordata, Hyperoartia, Petromyzontiformes, Petromyzontidae. The record is from RefSeq and is a predicted model, not a curated record.
CUCUCGCCAAGUGGACGUUCACACCCAGCUCCACUGACCUCGCAACCAAGAGAGGUGCGGGGGGGGGGGGUCAUGACCCCCUCGGGGUCCUACCCCGGGCAGCCCCCGCGGGCCCGGGACCCCGCGGACCCCGCGCUGGAGUUACUGCGGGAGCAGCACGCCGAGCUGCGCGCGCUCACGCAGCGGCACGGGGAGCAGAUCGCGACCCUGCUGGUCGACGGACCCCGCGGGACCCCGAGAGAGGGGGCCCGAGGCCCUGCGGCGGUGGGGCCCGCGCCAGGCGAGGGGACUGCCUUCGGGGGGACCUUUGGGACCCCGAGAAGUGGCGCAGGGGUCCGAGGCCCCACACCGAAGGGACCCCUGAGACGCCGCGUGAAGGGGACGGCGGCAGUGGCGGUCGCAGCAGACUCGAAGCCCCGCCAUAGGAACGGGGAGUGUGCGAGACUCGAAGAUCCUCGGGCGACGACGCGACAUCCCGACGAUGAUAACGGUGGCGGUGGUGGUGGCGGCGAAGGUGACCGUGGUGAUGGACGCGGGGAGGAAGAUCCAGAGCAGCGAGGGGAUGUGGCUUUGAUCCUGGGACUCCUGGGGUCCAGCAGGGCCCGGGGCCCCCCUCCUGAGAGGAACCCCACGCGCCCCCCGUCCUCCUCCUGUCGCGGGGCUCGCGGUCGUGGGGGGGCCAGACCCCCCAGGGCUCCCGUGGACUGCGACCUGCGGCGCUCGGAGAACGAAGCGGUGCGCGCGUGGCUGAGGGGGGCUGCGGCUCGGGCCCGCGUGGCGCGGGGGGCUCGGCGCCGGGAGGCGAGGAGGCGGAGGGAGGGGGCCCUGCGGGAGUCGCGCGAGAGGGAACGGCGCGGGGAGCAGAGCGCGCGGGCGGUGCGCGCGUGGAUGGAGGCGAAGAGGAGGGAGGGGGGCAGGGGGAGAGGGGGGGCAGCAGAGGGCGGCAGUGCACCGGGGGGCCAGCGCGGGGAAAGCAAAGUGGAACACCUGAAGGAGAAGAGGAAAACACUGACCCAGAUUAAACAUGGGGAUACGGGGACCCUUCGGGAAAGGGGGGCCACUGGCACUGAGAGGGAGAGAGCGCAGGGCGUGGGGUCCCCGACGAAGAAGGGGGUCACCGGUAUUGAAGGGGAAAAGGGGGGCCCGAUGUUUUUGAAGAAGAGGGGGGGCAUCGGGACCCAGAGAGAGCAGUGCGCGGGGUCUCCGAAAGAGAAGGAGGGCAAGGGGACUGUGGGGAGAAAGGGGGAGUUGGGGGCGCCGGUUGAGUUGCGGGCUCCAGGAAAGAGGGGAGUGGGACCCCGAAUUAGAACUGGGACCACGGGGACUGAGAGGGAGCAGCGAUCGGAGGCCAAGAGGGACACGCGGUGCGCGGCGCUCCUCGUAAGAAAGGAGGGCGCGUGGCCCCAGAAGCAGCAGAGAGUGGAGGCCCUGGAGGGGAAGGGGUCAUCAGUGACCCCGAGUGAGAAGGGGGGUACGGAGCAGGGAGCGCGGCCCCAGAUGGAGCAAGGGGGUACAGAGUCCGUCAAGAGAAUUGGGGACACGGGGAUUUGCAGAGAGCAGGGAGAUGAGCCCGUGCAGGUGAAGGGGUCAGCAGUGACCCCGAGUGAGAAGGGGGACGCGAGGCCCACGGGGGGGGAGCGGGGAGCAGUGGGAGAUGCAGAGGGGGAGGGCAGAGAGCGCAAAGGGGGUAGAGUGUCUCUGCCCGCGACCACCCCCUCCCAGGGCCCCCCCGUAAAGGGGUUCCGGGGAGCAAGUGGUGGUCGCGGGGGACCCCGCACCCCCUCGACCCACGAGGCAGAGCUCGUGUCCAGCCUCGCCCGGCGGAGGAAGGGGGCCCUGCGGGGGUGGGGGUCUCGCGUCGGCAGGACCCAGGAGGCCCAGGGGACCGAGGGGAUCGCGGAACCAGCACUGGGGCCCGAGGGUAAUGGGGUCGAGCCCCAGCAGAUCCCCGCGUGGUUGAAGGGGGCUCGCUUGCCCCCUACCGCCCUCUCGCGCCUCAUGGAGAAGCUGAGAGUGGGGGACGACGGGGAACGAAAGGGGGUCCAAAGGGGGGCCCUUGAGCCACUCGGGGUACGACCUGACCCCCAGGGGUGCGCGGCCCCCCAGAACCUGGGAUUAUAAUGACCCGGGGCUCAGCUGCCCACUUCCUCGGACGUGAUGUCCAACGUUUCUCCCCCACCCCCUCCCCACGGCUAAAGGAGGUCCACGGACCAUGGAGUGAAACGUCGAACAUCGCGCCGAACAGCACGCAGCGGCACAGCCCGAAAACACGGGAGAGCCUCGGCACUGAAUCGAUUGUUUAAUCGAAUCGUGAUGAUUGGUGUUGAAUCGUUUGGGGGGAUGGGUUGCGAGACGCCCCAGUGAUGCUGAUUGUUACUGACCGCUGUGCUUCGAACUUGUGAUGGCGGAAACAUUUUUCUAAACGCUUUACUCGAUUGUAUAUUUGCGAAGAACAGGGUCCCGUCGUGUAUAGGGAGUGCUCUUGCCUAUAACAACCGGGAAUCCAGCAGCAUUUGUUUCACAAGCCUGGUUCUGCUGAUGAGACCCGCAAGGUCGAAACCGGUGCAGAGUGUUUUUUCUGGCUUCAACAAAGAGCGCUGGACAAUGUUGAACUGGAGAGCCCCCAGGCUCAUAGAAUGACAACGCUCCUCACUGACAUGGGGAGUCAGAACGGAGGUCCGUUUAGAUUUGCUGACAAAAUAAAAGUGUGAUCUACACAGCCACACGCCCUAAUGGGAGUCCAUCUUAGCAGCAUGGGUUGAACACAAGCAAAUCCCUGGACCCGUGUCGACAUUCAGUGUCUCGUCAAGAGAGUCAAGCUUAUUCAUAUUCUUGGUGCUUUCGGUAAAGUCACGUGGAAGGGAAAUAAUAAAAUAAUAAAAAUAUAAAACAAUACAAAUUCUCACCACGUUUCGACUGCAACACAAGCAAUCAUCAUCAGGUGUGAAAUCCACAGCAAUAAAAAUUUGAAAAUCACACUUGAUGAUGAUUGCUUGUGUUGCAGUCGAAACGUCGUGAGAAUUUUUAUUGUUUUAUAUCUUUAUUAUUUCCCUUCCACGUGACUUUACCGAAAGAACCAAGAAUAUGAAUCCCUUCUGCAGUCACGAAAGCUUUAAAUCAGAGUCAAGCUUGUUUGAACCAAUGCUGGGUGGUGAACUGCCGGAUGUUUAUCGGCAAGAACCUUGUCUGUGAGGUUGUAUGGGUCCUAGUUCCACGCAAUACUCUGUCACUCAACAUCGCGGAGGUCUGUUUUGGUUGAGGUUGGACAUCGAUUCGCGAUCUCCCCGCGCGAUGGCGCCACGCGCCGCUUAAAUAAAAAAAACCUCAAGCUUGA